AUGAAUGACAAUGGAUGUAUACAUUUGAGUAAUUUUAAAGCUGCGAAAGGAACAAAUCCGUACAAAAUAGUGCACGCUUUUUUUGUGUCAUGCACAUCCUACGAAGCAAGGAGAUACAAGGCGACAUCAUGCUUAUGCUUCUCUUGUGGACAGACAGGGCCACGGAUGCAUUCAUGUCUCCACUGUAUUUAUUUUGCUUGUUAUGGGGGACAUGUGCUGGAUCAUUCCAAGGCUAAAAAACAUUUCUUAUACGUGGAUUUAAGCUAUGGAAACAUAUACUGUGCGCAGUGUCAAGAUUACAUCUAUGACAGAGAAUUCACUGAUAUUUCUAGAGCACUGCGUAUGAAGGAAUCUAAGUCCUUGGGGAUCAGUGUGCCAUUUACCCCAUGGCUACCUAACGCCAAUGAAGCAAUGGCUCUUCGACGGAUGAGAAAACGACGCCUAAUUAGUCCUCACACUACGAUCGGAUUGAGAGGUUUACAAAACCUUGGAUCCACUUGCUUCAUGAACUGUAUUGUUCAGACUUUAAUACACACGCCCCUUCUACGCGAUUAUUUUCUAGGCGAGAAACACAAAUGCAAAACUCAAGGAUCGGGGAAAUGCCUCGUUUGCGAAGUUUCAAAACUAUUCCAGGAGUUCUACUCGGGCGCCAAGACGCCGCUGACGCUGCACCGCCUGCUGCACCUCAUCUGGACGCACGCGCGCCACCUGGCGGGCUACGAGCAGCAGGACGCGCACGAGUUCUUCAUCGCCACGCUCGACGUGCUGCACAGACACUGCAUGAAUGGCGUUGAAGAUACUGAAAAGAAAGAAAACGGACGUUGCAAUUGCAUCAUUGAUCAGAUAUUCACGGGGGGCUUGCAAAGUGACGUCGUCUGCACUUCCUGCUCGGGAGUGUCGACGACCAUCGACCCAUUUUGGGAUAUAAGCCUGGACGUCGCCGGCCCGGGGUCCCUCCAAGCUUGCCUGGAGCGCUUCACCAGGGCCGAACAUCUGGGCUCGGCAGCCAAGAUAAAGUGUUCAAACUGUCGAGCCUACCGCGAAUCGACGAAGCAAUUGACUCUGGAAACAUUGCCAAUAGUCGCAAGUUUCCACCUCAAGCGUUUUGAACACUCGUCGCAAAUCGAUCGAAAGAUAUCAGCGUUCGUGUCGUUUCCUGCCGAACUCGAUAUGACACCGUUUAUGUCGACGCACAGGCGGGCGGUCGAUGCGGUCGACAACAACAACGCGCCCGAGGGUAUCUUCGAAGAUAACCGCUACUCGCUGUUCGCUGUCGUCAACCACCUGGGCUCGCUGGACGCCGGCCACUACACCGCCUAUGUGAGGCAGAUGAAAGGGAGUUGGUUUAAGUGUGACGACCAUAUGAUUACUAGGGCGUCUCUGCGCGAAGUUUUGGACAGCGAAGGGUAUCUUCUCUUCUACCACAAGACGGUUUUAGAAUAUGAAUGUGAUGUCUCGUAA
Melitaea cinxia (Glanville fritillary) is the source of this 1461-nucleotide messenger RNA. RefSeq names its product ubiquitin carboxyl-terminal hydrolase nonstop (gene not). Bases 1 to 1461 code for a protein of 486 amino acids. The transcript is spliced from 7 exons. The record is from RefSeq and is a predicted model, not a curated record. Gene Ontology annotation, molecular function: zinc ion binding; cysteine-type deubiquitinase activity. Gene Ontology annotation, biological process: protein deubiquitination. Lineage: Eukaryota; Metazoa; Arthropoda; Insecta; Lepidoptera; Nymphalidae.